Messenger RNA from Gavia stellata (red-throated loon), 1171 nucleotides. RefSeq names its product CUE domain containing 2 (gene CUEDC2). The coding region runs from base 213 to 1067 and encodes 284 amino acids. Gene Ontology annotation, molecular function: ubiquitin binding. The transcript has 9 exons. The record is from RefSeq and is a predicted model, not a curated record. NCBI's taxonomy places the organism in Eukaryota, Metazoa, Chordata, Aves, Gaviiformes, Gaviidae.
UGUACAGAGAAUGAUUCUGUUGUGCUCCCGCUCCAGCUAAUUCAGCUUUCCUUUCCCAUGAAGGGCUCCCUCAUUCAUGGCUUGGGCCAAGGAGUCAUAGGAUGCACUGUCGACUCUUCUGCAGGCACUGAAGUGACUUUGUAAACACCGGCCGUGAGCGGAGAUCCUCGCACAGGCAAUACUUCUGCUCAGAGAAAAAGCUUUAGAGAGACAUGGAGCUUGAAAGAAUCAUUCGAGAGACACUCACAUGCUUCAUCCAAUCCCACAUCCCUGCUGCAGAUCUCAGUGGGAUGGAUGAUGUUUUCUUCUCUUACAUCACGGGUGUCCUGGAAGAGCUGGGCUCACCAGAGUCCUCUGAGGAGACCUUUGACAUGGACACCUUUGUGGAAAUGAUGGAGGCGUAUAUUCCUGGUUUUGCAGAAAUCCACAGUGGGGAUGUUUGUGAAAUGAUGUUCUCCCUCUCAGAAAGGCUUGGUGAAGCUCGCAACAAAGAAAAACCUGGCCAAAAGGCUGUGGAAAGCAGGAGCGAAGCACCCUCUGAAGACCUGACCAAGGGCCAGGAGCCUGGAGCCGGAGCCUGCAACGGGGAAAGGCUGUGCACUCCAACAGAGGGAGCCAGGGCCCAGGAAGGCGAUGACUUGAAGGAUGGAGUGGAGCUGCUACUGGAGAUGUUCCCAGCCUGUACCGUGAGCCAGGUGGAGAAGGCACUUACCAUGGCCUUGGGGAACUUGGAGGAGGCAGUGCAGUUAAUUGUGGAGGAGAAGGUGGAAAUUGGCCCAGCAGGUGCGAGUGUGAAGGAACUGGCACGACCCCGCAGAGCACCCAACCACGAGGAACUAAAACAGGUUAUCCUACAGAAAUACAUGAUGGUGGAUAGUGCAGAUGAUCAGAAAACACAUCGGCCGGCUCCACCCAAAGAGGCUCCCAAGAAGCUGAUCCGCUAUAUCGAUAACCAGGUGGUGAGUACGAAGGGAGAGAGGUACAAAGACAUCAAGAAGCCUGAGAGUGAGGAGAUGAAGAGAACAUACAUCAGCCUCAAACCAGCCAGGAAGUACAAGUUCCACUGACAGUCAGGUCCUCCUGCUCUUCCGCCUCCACCUCGCUGGCCAGGCAUGCCAGGAUGAACAUGUUGGCACUGGGGAUGAGGGGACUCCUCCACCUGUCACUAACU